Sitophilus oryzae (rice weevil) is the source of this 1059-nucleotide messenger RNA. RefSeq lists its product as uncharacterized. The transcript has 3 exons. The coding region runs from base 277 to 798 and encodes 173 amino acids. NCBI's taxonomy places the organism in Eukaryota, Metazoa, Arthropoda, Insecta, Coleoptera, Curculionidae. The record is from RefSeq and is a predicted model, not a curated record.
UCAGUUCAGAUCGUAGUUCAGAUAUAUACUCUUCUAUUUUUCGCUUAUAAGAGAGACAAAGUAUCAACAACACUGAAUGUAAAAAGAAACUAGACUGACAUGUGUACGCAUGUGCAAUCAGAUUUGUCAAAUAUAAAAUAAACAAAAACGUUCAAAAAUUCGACCGCUUUUUGUAUUAUUAUUGUGAGAGGAGAUAAAAAGUAAAUUGUGAUAUUUCUAGGCAUUCCAAGGCAUUCGUUGCUCAGAGAAAAUACAACGAUACAGCUACAUAAAGCCAUGAAUCUGCUUUCAACGGGCUUUAGAUUCUUUGGUUCAGAAAAUUCUGAAUCAGAGACUUUAAGAAAACCUAAUGUCUCAACAACGGUAUUUCGUCAACCGUUUUCCGACAAAACUAUUAACUGCAAUUCACCAAAUCUUGGCGAGAACAAAAAGGCAAUCAAUGAGGGUCUGCUUCAAACUGCAGGCUUGGUCAAAGCAAAUUUGGAUAUCGCAGACGAAGAAGUAUUUUCACGUGCUCAGAUGAAAGAUUCAUACGAUGAUAUUCUCCCAUUGUCCAAAAGGUUGGAAGGAGUCCACUUGCAGAAGAUUAUCCAGAAGUUUUUAGCCCAGGAAGAUAAGCUAGUCGAUCAAGAUCAAAAUGAGCCAAUUUCUGAUCAGGAAAAAUUUGAUGAUGAUGAUCAUAACGAAUCAGAGUAUGAAUAUGUCGAUUUCGAAGAUGAAGUCUCAGAAAGCUGGGAAAAUCUGGAGGUCCAUAUGAAAGGAGGAAUGCAUGAAGAAGAGGAAAAACCAGAAGGCUAAAAGUAAAAAUAUUAAUUAUUUUAGUUCAGAUAUACUUAAUAGGCUAUACAUAUACACUAUAUGACUGUUUUACAUGUUUCAUGUUAUUUUAAAGUUUUAGGUUUAGCUAUUGUAAUUUUAUAGCAUGUAAAUGACAUUUAUUUUUUUACUAAAUGUAAAUUGUUUUCAAAAUUAUAUUUAAUUGAAAUUAAAACAAAAAUUUCUAGUUUUCUAUGUAUUUUAUAACUAUAUUACAUGAUAAAUAAAGCAUUUGAAAUAAUA